Pecten maximus is the source of this 2511-nucleotide messenger RNA. Its product is annotated as delta(3,5)-Delta(2,4)-dienoyl-CoA isomerase, mitochondrial-like. The record is from RefSeq and is a predicted model, not a curated record. Gene Ontology annotation, molecular function: delta(3,5)-delta(2,4)-dienoyl-CoA isomerase activity. Gene Ontology annotation, cellular component: mitochondrion. Lineage: Eukaryota; Metazoa; Mollusca; Bivalvia; Pectinida; Pectinidae. Bases 104 to 1042 code for a protein of 312 amino acids. The transcript is spliced from 8 exons.
AUCUCUAGACUUAUUAUCUAAUGUGAGUUAUAAUGAAAAAGACGAGUGCUACUUGAUGCAGACUAAAAUCAGCUAAAAUCUUGUUGGCGAUAAACUGAGAAGAAUGAAGAUAAUUGCCCAGCUUAUAAAAGCUUCAUCUCGAGGAGUACUCCUAAGACCAGGUUUGAAGCCAGUCGUCCUAGGAUCAGCCAGAAAUAUGUCGUCAGAUGCUACUUCCAAGUACAACUUUGAGACACUCAAGGUUACCCAGCCAAAGGAGUUCGUUACUCAAGUGGAAUUGAACAGACCAAAACAAUUGAAUGCCAUGAACAAGGCAUUCUGGAGUGAGAUGAGAACCUGUUUCCAACAACUAAACAGUGACAGUGAUUGCCGAGUAAUUGUUUUGUCUGGAUCUGGUAGGGUAUUUACUGCAGGUCUUGACCUCACUGACCUAGAUACAGUUGCAGUCAUGCAAUCUGACCUUGACCCUUCCCGGAAAGCCUUUGCCCUCCGUGGAACUAUUGCUGAUUUCCAAGAAGCAUUCACUGUGAUAGAAAAGUGCACCAAGCCUGUGAUAGCAGCUAUACACAACGCCUGUAUAGGAGGAGGAAUAGACAUGACAUCAGCCUGUGACAUUCGAUAUGCUACACAAGAUUCAUUUUUCCAGAUCAAGGAAGUUGACAUUGGACUGGCAGCAGAUGUUGGAACUCUUCAAAGGUUUCCAAAAAUUGUAGGGAAUGACAGUUUAGUGCGAGAACUGACUUAUACAGCACGGCGAUUUUACAGUGAUGAAGCAAAGGAAAUUGGUUUUAUCAGUCGCAUCUUCCCAGAUAAGGAUUCCAUGAUAGCAGUAGCCAUGGAAACUGCAGAGCUCAUUGCCUCUAAGAGUCCAGUUGCUGUCCAAGGCAGCAAGGUGUCACUUGUGUACUCCCGAGAUCACUCUGUCCGGGAAGGGCUGGAACAUGUGGCUGUAUGGAACCAGGGAAUGAUACAGAGUGAGGAUAUAAUGAAGGCUGUAGUGGCAGGCAUGGAGAAGAAGACUGCAAAAUUCUCAAAGUUGUGAUGGAUCAAAGAAGUUCAAGAAGUGUACAAAGUCUUAUCAUCAAUGUAACAAGGAAAGUCCAUAUCAUAGUAUAUAGCCAUGAAGGUGUACUAUAUAUAAACUUCAUUAUAUAUUCAUUGUACAGAAAAAAUAUUACCAACAAUUUAUUUAAAUAAGAGUUUAAUAUUUAGCUAUUAGAUUGAAAAAGUACAUUCGUUUUCUUUAAAAUGGUGAGUAACUUGGAAAUUGUUAGUUUGGUUGUGGUUCCAUUUUAAAACUAUAUAUUGAAGUGUGACUGUACAGCUCGAUUAAUCGUAUUCAGUGAUGUUGAUAUGUAUGUUUAUGGAGAAAAUUGGAAUUAUAAAUGAAAUGCAAGCAAUAUUGCGUAUGAAAUUUUAUUCGAUAACAUUAUAGUUAUUGCAUAUUUAUUUUGUGAUAAAAUUAAAAUAAUUAUCCAGUUUGCAUUGUUUCUUUGACAAAGAACUCAGCGCAAACAUAUUCCACUAUGCAAAAUAUUAAUCCAUCUCACCUAUUUUCUCUGAUGUAAGUACAAUAAAUUGUAGAUUCAUACACUGUACAUUGCAGUUGCAUCUGCUUCACUAGUUACAUGUAUUAGCUACGUAAUCCUUUAAAUUCUUCUAAUCUAAAAAGAAACUUUAUUUUGACAAAAUUUAGUAUACACCAUCCCUGGAUUAAAAGGUGCAUGCAUAAAAAGGUAUGAGCUGAAAAUAUGAACAAUUAUAAGGACUACUUCCCCUAUUUUUUCAUGCCCGAACAACACAUUCCUCAAUUUUACGUAUGCGUGUAGGUUCCCAUUGCACAAAUGGUAUGGUGGAAUUCAUCUGGAGCUAAAACAAUUGAAUGGUGAAUAUAGACCAAUACUUGACAAAAGUGAUCAUGUUCAGACCAGUAUGUUGUUCAGGAAUUAAUUAACUAGGAGCUGCAAUCAAAAUAAAGCAUGUUCGGAGCGUGAGGACACCGUCACCACUACCACUAUAAUAUACAGUGUAGUUCCGUGAUCUGAUAUAUAGUAACUGAGCAGGAAAAGAAGGCAAUUUGGUUCAUCAGGAUUAGGAAUUUGCGGUUUUAAUUUCCUUAGGAUGAAACUGGAGGAGACUGGCCAUUUUCACUCCGUUUGUGUUGGUUGCCAUUGUCUGGAUUAAGGCUGAAUAGUCAGUCGAUGUUAAAUCUUGAUGAUGACUUGAAGAUGAUAUUUUAUUUCAACACUCACUGUGGUUUAUUUCCAGAGAACAUAAAGCAUAUCUAGUUCAUGUGACUGUGGUUGGAUAACAUCAUUUGAGAGUGUUCAAGACUAUGGCUAAUAUGUGGCUGUUCAACAACGAUAUUAGAUCUAUUGAUACAUCUAUAUAGUCCAUUUGCGAAUCGGAUGUAAAUAUAUAGGAACUUUAAUAAUGGAAAUCGUGGAAAUCGAAUUACGAAUUUUUCAUUACUCAAGUCAAUUUUUAAAUAAAGUCAUAGUAAUUCCUAUA